UCCAGCCUCAGACACGUCCUAGUUGUGAGUCAUUUAACCAAGGUGGCCGCCGUUUCGUCCUCUGUAAAAUGAGAAGGGAACAGUCAGGAUGGCAGAGGGGCUGCCCCAGAAAGAUGGCGGCUCAGAAACAGCCUGUGAGCCCCACCCGGGCUUUCAGCUGCUCCCUGAGCUCUCCAGGAGCCGCGGCUGCCCUGGUGGAAGCUGCAUCCACUGUGGCAGGCGCCGUGGGAAGGCUCUUCCCCAGCCCUGCUGUGCCCUCCAUCAGAAGCCUGUCAGAAUCUCCUUGAACCCACUUUCAAAAGCUGGUUGUUAAAUGUUCACUUUGGAAACCGGAAAAUGUUCCAAACGAGGGCCCUGGACACCGCCGCCCCGUUGAUGGCUGAGACUCAAAGUAAGGGAGAAACUGUCAGCGAUGCAAGUGGAACUCGGCACAGCAGCCUGCAUUGUGCCGGCACAGUUGUGGUUGUUAAACUGCCCACUAUUAACGCCCUCCCUCGGAUCCUGUUGGAUUUAUACUGUGGGCUUAGUUCAGGCAAACCUUCCUGUGAAAGAAACUUGGAGGCCCUGGAACUGACCUGCACACAAGGCCAGGAGGCCCUUUUGGAGAGAAUGUGGGGGCAGAAAUUUCUUGCCUUGCCCCCCCGCCCUAAGUGGCUUCUGGAGGACGUGGUCUGUGUCCCAUCAUUCAAGCUGGAGGAGCUGUGAGCUGCCUCUCUCUGGCCGCCAAUGAGAAAUGGAGGAUCAACCCUUUGUGCCCUUCAACAUUUGGAAGAAAUAUAUGGAGAAAUGUGGAGUAGCUUUACCAUCCUCUUAAUUCAUUCUGGUGGCUACAGUCAACGCCUCCCCAAUGCAAGUGCCCUGGGAAAAAUUUUUACAGCUCUACCUCUGGGUGAUCCCAUUUACCAGAUGCUGGAGUUAAAACUGGCCAUGUACAUUGAUUUCCCCUCCCAUAUGAGUCCUGGAAUUUUGGUGACCUGUGCAGAUGACAUAGAACUUUACAGUGUUAGAGAAACUGAUAUCCUGAGGUUCGAUAAGCCUGGCUUCACAGCUUUGGCUCAUCCUUCUGACUUGAUCAUUGGUACAACACACGGGGUUUUUGUGCUAGAACAUUCAGAUGACUCAGAAUGUGGAGACCUCGAGUACAGGACUUGCCAUCGUUUCCUGCAUAAGCCCAGCGUACAGGAGAUGUAUCAGGCCAGUGCUGUAAGAAAGAGGAAUCCUUCCCCAGAGAACUUUGCAUCCGGGGACCUCAGCGCUCAGAACUUGCACUCUGAUAUUGUCUACACAGACAGCCUGUUUUACAUGGAUCAUAAUUCAGCCAAAAAGUUACUGGCCUUUUAUCAACAACUCGGGGCCCUGACCUGUGAAAUCGAUGCCUACGGAGACUUCCUGCAAGCCCUAGGCCCUGGCGCCACAGUGGCAUAUACCAGGAAUACUGCCAACGUGACCAGAGAAGAGUCUGAGUUGGUCGGGAUAAGGGAGAAGAUCUUCCAUCUCCUCCAAGGGAUGCCUCUCAAUGUCAUCACUCUCAACAACUCCAAAUUCUGUCACAUUGGCACAACGCAGGAGUAUUUGUAUCAUUUCACCUCAGAUAGGAAUCUGAAAUCUGAGCUUGGCUUAUUCUCCAAAGCUGUCAGCAUCUUUCCAGGGGGCUCUGAAUGCUCCAAUGAAACCACUUGUGUCAUUCAAAGCAUAGUAGAAUCAAAGUGUUCUUUGGCCCCAGGCUCAGUGGUCGAAUAUUCCUGGCUGGGACCCGAUGUCACAGUUGGAGGCAACAGCAUCAUUAGUGGCUGUCAUGUUGUCUCAAAGGCCACAGUUCCUCCCAGUUCUUUCCUGUGUACUCUAAGCUUAAAGGUGAAUGGGCGCUUGGUAUACGCCACUAUGGCGUAUGGGGUAGACGACAAGCUGAAACAGAAUGUAAAGGUACUGUCAGACCUCCAUUCCCUGCAGUUUUGUGGCCUGGAAUUUCUGGCAUGCUUAGAUCUCUGGGGCCUGAAAAUUACUGAAGAUCUAUUCUCCGGCAACAAAAGCAGCCUGAGUUUGUGGACUGCUCGGAUCUUCCCAGUAUGUCCAUCUCCGAAUGAUUCUGUGGGGGCCUCCUUGAGGCUGCUGGAGGCUGUGAGGAGCAGGUCGCCAUUUCAUCUGACCAGCUAUGAACUCUUGUCCAUUGAAGAAAUGCUCUUCUACAAAGAUGUGGAAGACAUGAUGAAAUGGAGGGAGCACCUUUCUGAAGAAAUCGGUUUACAGCGGUGCCAAGCAGAUGUGUAAAAGUCACUUUGGGGAAUGCUGUACUCACGUUCAGUUUAAGCAACCUUGCUUUCAAGGUUGCAGAGCCUAGGAAUUAUGUCUAUUUUUUCUUUGUUUCACUGAAGUAGAAAUAAUGAAAUUGCAUUAGCAGUGUCAUUGUAGCAUAACAUUAAUAAUGCAAAAAUACAGAUAAACCGUUCUUUUGAUGAAGGAAUUAAUGAAAUAUUUCAAACCUCCAAGUACAGAAAGAGACAGAUUUUCUGAGAACAUUCAUUACUCUUUAGGGAGCUUUUUGAAGAAGAAUUUAACAACUAUGAACAUAUUAACUAGGACAUUCAUGGAAACAAUAUUAAAAAAAUCAAACCUAGUAGUCAUUUCAGCAGUGUGGUCUGGCAUACAGUAAAAGAGUAUUUUAUUUGGUAUUUUCCUUUUAGAAAGGAUUUAGGAUUUGUAUGACAUUAUUUUGGCUAAAUAAUAUCACAAAUAGUUUUAAAUGUAAUUUUCCUCAAAGCGUAAAUGAGGGCUGGAAGAAAUAAGGCAACUUUAGAGGUUCUUCUGUUGCCUACAAAGGGCAUUGUUCUUUUAGUCCAAUAAAAGCUCGAGAUAAUUUAUUUAAUCCCACCCUGAAAAGUAAUUCCCUUGAGAUGAACUAAUCAAAAUAUCAUCUCUUUAGGCCCAUUCGAUCCUCAAGAACCUUCUUAAUAACCUUUUCUCCUUAGAAAUAAAGCUGUAGCUAGCAAAUUCAAAUUAAAUUAAUGCUCAACAAUCAGAAGUUGUUUUAAAGUCAGAAUUAGCUCAGAGUCUUAGUGGUUCAGCAUUCAAGAAAAAAAAAAGGAAAAUUUUAUCAUUGUGUUUGUUUAGUUUUUCCAAAUCUCAAUUAAGAGACUAUUUUAUCCUACCCAGAUGGAAAGGGAUGGCAUUUAUGUGCUCGUAUGUAUUUUGAAUCGAUGAUUUUGUUCAAUCUCUGGGAAAUCUCUGUUAUAUACACUCCAUGAAAGAUGAUGCUAAGGGAUGAUGGGUAAUUAGAAUGUCCUGAUCAUCAGCUAACAUAAAUCUAUCCAUUUGUUUCAUCUUUUAUUACUAUACUGUGUAAUACAAAUGUUGAGUUACAAGAUACUUCAUUUGACUUGUCCACACUGGGGAAACUGCCAAUCAGUGAUAAAAUCGGAGGAAAUCAGCAGGAAAGAAAGAGCGAUCUGGGUAAGAUACAGAAGAAAAACAUUAAUGAAAAUAAGAUUGGGUUGUGAGCUCAGGUUGGUUGGGUGUCCUAUUGAAACAUAUCAAGCUUUUGUAUCAAGUGGUAGGCAAAUUUGUUGUGAUUUUUAAUUGCUAUGAAUAAACCCAAGUAAUAAAUUCAUAUAUGCCCUGAUGUCUUCAUCAGUGCACAACAGUUGCUCAACCAGCAACAUUUUUUACACAGUUAAAAAAAUAGUACCUGUCAAUAGCACUUCUCCUUGGCAGAAGGGGAGAAACAAGUCAGGACUUACAGACUUUGGCCCCUGACCUCACCCCCAGCUCCUCACCUGUCUACCAUCCAGGCAGCAGUAACACAGUAGUCCUAGUUUUCCUUCCUUUCUUUGCAGUGGCCCAGAAGAACUCAUAACCUCCAUCCUGUUCAGCUGUGCUUGCUGUCCAUGAAUUGUUAACUUCAAGCAGGGCCCAAAAUAGCUUCCUGCCUGUUCUCUGAUGUUGUUCCGCUCUCUGACCUGUCCAUGGACACGAAGGCCAUCCCCUGUGCUUGGAACAUGCUCCUCCAUCUUCCCUGCCCACUGAGAUUUUGCUUAUCUUUCAAGGGCUGGCCUAGGUCCCAACUAUCUCCUCCAUUACAGCUGGCCCAGUCUUCCAAGCUUCAUCUUUUUCCUCCCUCACAUUUUCCUGAAGCAUGUUGGUUGUUCUCGCCUAUGCUCUUGUCACGCAAACUACUGCAGGUCAUAUUUAUUGUGUGCUUGACAUCCCUCCAAAUUUAUGCAUUACACCAAGUUGGAAGGGAAAGAUCACACUCUAGAGCAGAUUUAGGAUUUGAAAAGACAGGCUGGAAAAUGGGGCCAAAUCAAAUAAGAAAUUGGAUUGGUGACGAAGAGGAUGGCUCACACUUUCAGAAAUCCAGGCAUCACAGAGUGUCAGAAUUUUUAGGGACCUCAGUGUCCAUCUAGUCUGCCUCGUACCAGAAAAACAAUCCCCUCUAUAACCUAUGUGACAGUUGGUCAUCCUGCCAUUGAUUGAAGAUAUUCAGGGAAAUGGAGCCACUCACUACCUCCUCAGGCAUUACCUUCCAUGCUGGACAAGCUUUAGAAUUAGUAUUGAUUAAAUAGCAAAAAUGGACCAGAAAAAAAAACACGAGCUAUAUGUGGCCAGUUGGCUAUUUAAGCUACCUCCUCUGCAAGCAGGCGGAGCCACUCACCCUCCUGAGUCCCUGGUUCCAAGUAAAAGGGCCAACUUCCUGUCCUCCAUCAUAAUGUUCCUUUCCCAAGCAGCUCUGAUUGGAGGGCUCGGACCUCAUUCUAGACAAGACGAGGCUUCCUAACAGCAGGACUUGAGGAUGAGUGCAGAGGGCAUGUUUCCCAGCAUAGUGGCUAGCUAAGAAAGAACUUGUCUCCACCCUACCAGUUUUAACCAAACACAAAAAAUGUAGACACCUGGAGAAGACUCCACCGGUGACCUCGGGGAAAUACAGUUUGCAUUUUAGCCUUCAAAAUCAAUAGCUUUUUACCUUUGAAGUCAAAAGGUUGUUUGGGGGGCCAAAAUGGGGUACAAAUAAAUAUUAACUUUCCACA
This is a messenger RNA of Monodelphis domestica (gray short-tailed opossum), 5021 nucleotides long. It is a transcript of the gene FPGT, whose product is annotated as fucose-1-phosphate guanylyltransferase. NCBI's taxonomy places the organism in Eukaryota, Metazoa, Chordata, Mammalia, Didelphimorphia, Didelphidae. Gene Ontology annotation, molecular function: transferase activity, transferring phosphorus-containing groups. The record is from RefSeq and is a predicted model, not a curated record.